Molecule: messenger RNA, 1868 nt
Organism: Sphaerodactylus townsendi
Lineage: Eukaryota; Metazoa; Chordata; Lepidosauria; Squamata; Sphaerodactylidae
Gene: F3
Product: coagulation factor III, tissue factor
Exons: 6
Coding region: 294-1166 (290 amino acids)
Biological process (GO): blood coagulation
Cellular component (GO): membrane
Molecular function (GO): protein binding
Source: RefSeq, a predicted model, not a curated record
ACUCAGCAACCGCCCCGUCGCUCACCUGGCUCCCCCAGUUCCGCGCCGGACCAGAGAAGGAGCGGCUCUGAUGAGCGGGAGUGGGCGUUGAAUCACAGCCAGUGACUCAGCCCUCCAGCCAGCCCCCGUCUGCCCGCUCGCGGUGGACUUCCCUGGGGGCCGGCGCUUAUAACUUUGGCACAUUCGCGGUUCUCUCACAGAGUUCCCUCCUAAGCCUUUGCGCCUCUGCCUACCUGAGCACCGACUUGCCCCCAUUUCUCUCUCUCCUACGUUUUACCCAGCGCUAGGGCGAGAUGGCGGCAGCAGCAGCAGCAGCCGCCUCCGGUAGCCAAGCGUUGCUCCUGUGCGCCCUGCUUCUCCAGCUCCGACCCAGCUCAGGUUACUCUGAAAUACCAACAGCAGUUAAUAUUACUUGGUCGUCCAUCAAUUUUAAGACAGUACUAGAAUGGGAGCCCAAGCCAUCAAAUUAUUUUUACACUGUUGAAAUAGAUGGACCGUCAGACCGGAAGAAAGCAUGUAUUCAUUUUGCACGGACAGAAUGUGAUGUUACUUACCUUCUGGAAAAUCCAAAAGAUACCUACACUGCCCGUAUAUUGUCUGAAACACCACUAAUGGAUAACGGUGAUUCUGACCACCCUCCUUAUGCAACCUCUCCAACAUUUAUACCGUACGUUCAAACUAUGAUUGGAAUGCCAACUAUCAAAAAGUUUGAACAAAAAAAUGACAUUUUGAAAAUUGUGGUAGAAGAUCCGUUAACACCCUACAGAUUUAAAAAUUCUAGCUUUAAAACCAUAAGAGAUAUUUUUAAAGAUGAGCUGGAAUACACACUGUACUACUGGAAAGAUAAAAGUACAGGAAGGAAAGAAGCAAAGACAAGAAGCAAUGAGUUUACAGUCAACAUCGACAAAGGGAAGAAUUACUGCUUCUAUGUUCAGGCUUUUAUUUUGUCACGCACAGAGAACCGUAAAGGUGAAAAAAGCUUUGACAAAUGUACCACUGUGGACAAAGCAUCACUGGAUGAUUUUGAGCUAGAAGGAAUGCUUGUAAUUGGAGCUGCAGCUGUUGGAGUCUUCAUAUUAUUUAUUAUUUCAUGUGUGGUUGUUUAUAAAUGCAAAAAGUUCAAAGCUGCUGAAAGGGAAAAAGAGAAUGCGCCACUGAAUGCGUAAGGCAAAAGAACACAAGUUGAGUUUGUUACUGCUGCAUAAUGUUGUAAGAAAACCUCCAAGGUUCGUGGGAGCACUGACUUUUAAAACAAGGGACAUUUGCUGUUUCUGUGAAACAGUUUCAGUACAGCUGACACUUCACUGAAAGCCUGUUUUAUUCUGACAGCGACAACAAUGAGAACUGAUGGUAUACAUUAGCUGACAAAUACACUGAAAAUACUACUGUUUCUUCUGCACUUUUGGAAAACGUUUGGGUCAAAAGAUCUGGGUAUGUUACUUGAUAUGGGUUUAACAGCCUCAGAGAUGUCAUUCAAGGUGCAAGUCAACAUGAAAGAUCAGAGCACAUCAGUUCCAGGUACUUAUAAUCAGCAUCUAGGUUACAGAUUCCUACUGACUUCUUUCAAACUGACUUUUGGAAACUUUAACUUGCAUUAUUGACAACAACCUUGAAUUAACAGGUAUGAGUCCUAUACAUAUUCAUUAUGUAUCAGGAUUUAGCACUUUAAAUAUAUAUUAACUGCUGGACAGGUACCAAACUUCUAAAUUGACAUAUGUCUGUAUAUUUGUGACUGAGGUUUCACAUGUUACUGUAAUCAAUGUUAAUAUAUUUAUGAUUUUUACAAAUAGGUGUAUAAUUUUAUAUUUGUAAAUAUUGACAGUAACUUAUUUCAUAUACUUUUAUGGAAAUAAAGGUGAAGGAGAAUA